Prosopis cineraria is the source of this 1598-nucleotide messenger RNA. Its product is annotated as alcohol acyl transferase 1 allele RGb-like. Lineage: Eukaryota; Viridiplantae; Streptophyta; Magnoliopsida; Fabales; Fabaceae. Gene Ontology annotation, molecular function: acyltransferase activity, transferring groups other than amino-acyl groups. The record is from RefSeq and is a predicted model, not a curated record.
AUGCGAGAGGUUCACAAAAGAGCACAAACAGAUACGGAAGUGAGGAAGUUUGGGGGUCAAUUUUGCACGAGGCACAGUGAGGCAGAACUGGUGGUGCCUGCAAAACCAACCCCGCAUGAAACCAAGAAGCUAUCAGACAUAGACGACCAAGAGGGCCUUCGAUUUCAGCUUCCUCUUGUGAUGUUCUUCCAUGGAAGGAAAUCAAAAUCGAAGGACGACCCUGCUUUGGUGAUCAAAGAGGCAAUAAGCGAAGCACUGGUGUAUUACUAUCCACUCGCAGGCAGACUCAGAGAAGUAGCGAACAGAAAGCUGGUGGUGGAGUGCAAUGGAGAGGGUGUGUUGUUCGUGGAAGCUGAAGCUGAUAUAUCGCUCAUGGAGCUUGGGGAUGAAAUUAUAUGCCACCAUGUCCUUAUCUCAAUCACUUUCUUCUUCCCUUGCCUGCCUCUCAACACAUUCUUGGAUGCCCUCUCUUGUUCUUUCAGAGCAAUUUUAUCUAAUAAUUCUCGAUUUGUGUUGGGCGUGUGGAUGAAUCAUACAAUCUGCGAUACACUUGGCCUCGUUCAGUUCCUCAAAAUGGCCUCUGAAUGCGCAACUCACUCUCCGAUCUCUAAAAUCCCUGUUUGGCACAGAGACCUCUUGUCUGCACGACACCCACCUCGCAUCACUUGCCUUCAUCACGAAUACCACGAACCCACUUCUUCGCAGCCUGACCAACAAAACUUGGAUUCCCUUCCCGAUAGCCGAACAGUCCAUGAAUCUUUCUUCUUUGGCCCCAAACACAUUCUCUCGCUUCGAAAUCGUCUCACUCGUCGCCUUCGGAAUUGCUCCACCUUCGAGUUGCUGACUGCGUGUUUGUGGAAAUGCCGCACUGAAGCGCUUGACCUGAAACCCAGCGAGAUUGUGUCUAUUUCACCUUUUAUCACAGCUCGAGGAAAACAAAGCCUAGACUUGCCUGAUGGGUAUUAUGGGAAUGCUUUUGCUUUCCCGACGGCGAUAUCAGAUGCUGGAUUGAUCUGCAACAACCCAAUGGGCUACGCGUUGGAGUUGAUCAGAGAGGCUAAAGCACAGAUGAACAAAGAGUACAUGAGCUCCGUGGCUGAUCUUAUAGUGCUCAAGGGGCGUCCUAUGUAUAGAAGGAAUGAAUAUCUUGUGGCUGAUUCGACUCGUGUGGGGUUUUACGAGGUGGAUUUUGGGUGGGGAAAAGUAGUAUAUGGUGGACCUGCUGGAGCUAUACCAUGUGUUAGCUUCUAUGCUGCGUUCAAGAAUACGAGAGGACAGGAUGGCAUUGUGGUGCCCAUAUUGCUGCCAAGGAAAGCCAUGAACAGGUUCCUUUCUCUGGUGGAGAAGAUCACGAGUGAGAACGCUAUGGAUGAUCAAUCUCAUGAAUAUGCUGAUGGUAUGGCGAAGGAAGUUAAAUCAAAGCUUUGAUUCUUCUGCCACCUGCAUCAUUCAUUGUCAGGAGAGAUUUUAAAUGGAUCAAGGACAUGUCGGUUCCUACCAGUAAAUAGUCUGGCCUAAAUUCUGAACUCAGUAAGAAAGACAUUAAAUUUCCUUGACGUGGGUUUACUCAGUCCCAACUAAAAAUAGUCCUAAUUAUA